Messenger RNA from Fomitopsis serialis, 921 nucleotides. Its product is annotated as NAD(P)-binding protein. Lineage: Eukaryota; Fungi; Basidiomycota; Agaricomycetes; Polyporales; Fomitopsidaceae. Bases 1 to 921 code for a protein of 306 amino acids. The record is from RefSeq and is a predicted model, not a curated record. The transcript is spliced from 4 exons.
AUGAAGGUCCUCAUCAUAGGCGCAUCCGGCUUCAUUGGGUUGCCAAUCUCGCAGGCCUUAGUGCGCGCCGGUCACAUCGUCUAUGGUGUAACGCGCUCGGACAGUAAGGUGAGGACGUUGGCAGCAGAGGAAAUCAUCCCUAUCGUCGCACCCAUCGACAACCCCUCCAUCUGGUUGCCGAUGGUCGCGACCCUGGAUGUGGUGAUUGAGGCGAUAAGCGGCGAGGUCAACGUCCUCUCAGAGAAGCUCCUCGCCGCCGUCACGGAGGCUGUCAAGCAGUACCGCCCGCCCCAUGCCCCGAAGCUCGCAUACAUCUAUACUUCGGGGUCGUGGGUACAUGGUGAAAACCGCAAAGAUGUCAUUAGUGACACAACGCCGAUCACCCAGUCUGUGGACCUCGUGGCGUGGAGGCCGACGCUCGAGCAGAAGGUGGUCACGAAUCCGGUGCUGAAUGGCAUAGUGAUCCGCCCUGCGCUCUUGUAUGGUCGCUCGGCAUCCAUCCUGGGCAUGCUUUUCAAGACAGCAGAUGAAGGGAAGGUGAAAUGGUUUGGCGCGCCGGGAGGUCGCUACGCACUCAUUCAUCAAGACGAUCUCGGAGAGUUGUACCGCCUGGCUGCCGAAAAAUCAGCCAUCGUUGGAGGAUUGCUCUUCGACGCGGCAAACGACUUCACUGAGAGCGUUGAUGACGUCCUGCAGAAGCUCGUGGAGGUAUCUGGUGCCCAGGGUUAUGAAUACAUUCAGCCUACGAACCUCUUUGAGAAGGCUAUCACCACGACGCUACUACUCCGUCCGUACCUCGCUCGUAGUCUUCUGGGAUGGCAGCCGCGUAAGGCCGGAUUGGUCGACCACCUGGAGAUCUAUUAUAAUGCGUGGAAAGCAACGGCUGGGUCUGCGACAGUUUCGUCAGAUUUCAUCCGUUGA